AGAGUAGAGUGAAUACGUCAAAACCAAAACUGAAUGUACCUACCUACCUUGCUGCAUUCGUUUGUGAGCGAGUUCGCUUGUAUUUGUUUCAUAUCUCCACACAAAAUCCAAAUAAUGGCUAACAUAGCCUCUAAACGCGUCGAGAGGGAAAUUAAAGAAGUUAUGAAAAGUGAAGAGUUGGCGAACGGCUCAAUAAAGAUUGAAUUAGCAAACAAUACUUGGACGGAGCUAAAAGGCGAGAUCAGCGGUCCUCCAGAUACGCCCUACGAGGGGGGCACGUUCUUACUAGAAAUUAAAGUACCAGAGACUUACCCGUUUAAUCCUCCUAAGAUACGUUUCGUCACCAAGAUCUGGCAUCCGAACGUGUCCUCUGUGACCGGUGCAAUCUGCCUAGACAUUCUCAAAGACCAAUGGGCUGCCGCUCUCACUCUCCGCACAGUACUCCUCUCCAUACAAGCUCUUCUGUCGGCUGCGGAGCCUAACGACCCACAGGACGCCGUCGUAGCCAAGCAGUAUUUAGGAAAUCCCCAACUCUUCCAGAUGACGGCACGGCAUUGGACCAACAUCUACGCCGGUGGCCCCACAGUUAUUAGCGAAUUCGAUCACAAAGUCCGCAUGUUGACCGACAUGGGAGUCGAGGAACAAUCCGCAAGAGUCGCCCUAUCAGCCUACGCCUGGGAUGUCGAGAGGGCCACCGAGGAACUGUUUAGUUAGUGUAGCUUUUAUACUAAUGCUCUGCGCUAUAACGCGCUAAGAUAACAUUACUCUUUGUGAUCCCGUUUUCGCCCUAUAUGUAAUAUAUUAAAUAUUAAAUAUACAUUAAUAUACCGUCAAGUAGCAAGAAAGAAUAAGUCAAUAGAGUUUUAGUUUUUACAGUGAAUAAAUUUUGUUGUUAUGAAAUUAAUUUCAGAAGUCAUUUACAUGCGUCGAUCAUCUCUUGGAAAUUUAGAUUGUUUUCUUUGUGAAAUUUAUUUUUAUUAUAUUAAGAUAUUGUACAUGUGCCGCCGCUGUGAUCUAUCUGUCCAUAUUCCGGGAAUGUGUGGAUAUGUUUUAGAUUACUGGAUAGAUUUAGGUAAAGAUAAUUGUUAUAUCAGUUGAACAUAUGAAAUGGCGCGGACGCGGUGUCAAUACGAUAAUUGACGUUAAAAGGUUUACCUUAGUGGAGGUACAUAUUUUUAUACGGUCUAAUACAUCCAUUGUCCUUCCAGCAGAUCGUGAGGAACUGUGAGCGUGGAUGGAGAAGUUCGAUAUUAUUUUUCGUCAUUUACACACUAUUUAUUCUUGAAGUUACAAGUAAGUUUUACGUUUUUGAAAUAAGAAACUUUACCUUCAAAGUUGUCACGUUAGUUGGUCAGUUAUAAAAUAACAGCCCCAUCAUUUAUUAUGUGAACAAAUUGUGCAGUAGCAGUCAAUAAAAUUGUUUAUAUUUAUUUUCGUUGGUACUUAAAGUGCAUCAUGUUGUCUGCUCAGUAAAUAUAUUUUGUUAACAAUUUGGUUUAAUUACUUACGGCCUUAAACACUAUUUUUCCAUGGUAGUCGUUUUUUACCCUGAAAGUAAAUAUGUCUUUGUUUUUCCUGACUUGUAAAGUUUUAUAUUUAUAAUAUUCAACUUGCCCAACCAAGUAGAGAAUAAAAUAAAUAUUUGUAUACCUAGUAAUAAACCAUGGCAAACAUUGAACUUCUUUAGGAGUUACAUUUUGUUGAUUGUAGAAUAAAACCAUCUAGAACAAUAAAAAAAUAAAGUAAAUAGGUUUAAAUGAAGUUAAACAUAUAGCAUAUUCGCAUCUUGAAUGCAUCUACCUACUAUAUCUAUAUAAUAGAAGAGUACAUAAGUCUUACACCCGCUUCUUGUCAAAAUCAAUCUUGUUACUUUAAAAUGGGAGAUUAUAAACGAAAUAGCAAUAUUACUAAGACUGAAUAACAUCAUUUAAAGGGAUCAUAUAGUGUAACGCCAGCAAUAAUAGUAUAAAAUAGUUAAAAUUAUUAAUAGUACUUACAUAGUAGCGGAAAAUUGGAUAUUGUAUCUUACUGUGUGUAGUUAUUAUUUAAGUAGUUUAUUUUGUGCUAACGAAAGUUUAGUCAAUUUCUAGUUUACAAGCUUCAGUAAUACAGCCAAUAUAAAACCAUUAAAGAGUGAAACCUUGGUUUGGUGGGUACAUUUAGAGGCUGGAUUAAUCUGAUUCUCUGUAAAUAGGCUAAAGUUUCAUUUCUUCACCAUUCACGUUCCGAUCUACGUUCAUUUGUUAAUUUUUCGUUAUUUUUCCUCUUAUCUAAAUAUGAAUUAACCUUUAAUAAUCUUUAAAGAAAUGGAAAAAUACCUUCGGUGUCUAUCCAAUAUAAACGGGAAAUUGAAUGAAAUUUGUUGAUAGUAGGAACAAACCGCACAUAUUGCAUGAUGAAAGUUUAGUCAACUAUGUAAAUCUGUGAUCGCCAAAUUGGUAUCUUUAAAGGAAUUAAUAUAUUUGGGUUUUAAAGGAUUCAUCAAACUAUUUUGUGAUAUAAAUGUAAUAGGAGAGGCUUAAAUAAAUAUAAAAUGCGUGAGUGUUAUAAAUGAAGUAAAUAUUUAACUUUAUUUCUCCAAUAAUAAUUUAUGAUUAUCUUCUGUAUUAAUUUAACAAUUCGGUGAAAGCGGACUGUAGGUGUUUUCUGUACUUAGUUUUUAUCAUAGAAAUACAAUUUUACCUUCUAUGAGUUUCCCUGUUCAGGUUUUAAACCAUUAAGAGCUCUGAAAUUCGUUCACUAUAAACAUUUGUAUAAUAAAGAGACAUUAAGACGGAGAUAUCCACUGAGAUACUUUAAAAUUCGAAGUGGCUAAUGGAUCACACUAUGUGUUACUAGAGAAUUGUAUAAUUUAUGAAUAAUUUAAAGAAAUUUAAAUCCAAAAAAGUAUUUUUAGUUUUCUCUUGAAACACAUAGUAAAAUUGUGUCGUUACAAGGUAAAUUAUAGUUUUCUUGGUAAUUAAAUUAAUAAUAUGUGGCAUUGGCUGUUAUAACUUGAUUGUAACACUAUUUCAACAAAAUACUUCUUAUUUUACAUUCAGCUACCAAACCUUUAAAAGGAUGUCUUAACCGGGUUCUAAAUUUUCAUUUGUUACAUUUUUUUACUUUUGUUAUCGAAACAUACAUAAUAUAUAUAUACAUAUAUAAAUAUAUCAUCAAUCGUAGAGUUAAAAUUAAAACAAUUAUCGAACUUUUCCAUCCAGUUACAAAUUUAGUACUUACAAUCAAAAGGUGAAACAGAAAAGAAUACAACAUUAAAACAUACCUACAGUUAUCGAAAUAUUUUUGUUCUAAAUAUAAAAAUAAAUUGCUGUAAAUUUUAAGAAAAAUAUGUUGAGUAUGUUUUAAUGAACACUUAAUCUGUUUGGUUAAGAAAAGCUUUCGUCACGAUUUUUUAUAAAAUUAAAAGAGCGCUUUUACAAAAAUCGUCUGUAUGCAUUGUUUGAUAACACGUAUAUAAAUAAAUUCAGAGUUUUUCUAUAGAAAAAAAUAUUUCGAUAUCAACAAUUCGAUUAACGUUGCUUUGAUAAUUAGAAGAAAUUUGUGUAACAAUAUUAAAUUCAAAUGAUGUAGAGUAAGACACUAUAUUUAGGAAAUGAAACAAAGCUCUGUUCACUUCAUCAAGAAUGAGUAAGAUAGUUUUGUAUAUAAAAGCUAAAUAUUAGUAAAUUGUUCUGAUUUGUUGCUAUGUCGGGAAGUUUAUAGGUAUGGUAAGGAAUAGGGAAAAUAUAGUAGAAGUAACUCAGUGAAAAAUUAAAUUUUUUGUCAAAAAUUAAAUAAAUAAUAUACUAGAUAUUUUUAAAUAUAUGAAAAAACAAUGCGAAAGGACGGUUUUUGUGUGUCAUCUUGCUGAUUGAUAAUCAUUUAAGAUAAUUUUAGUGGGCGAAAAAAUUAUCAUUAUCGAACAAGUAGGAUUGGGCAGGAAAUAUUCAUAUUGAUUUCGAAGUAAGAGUAAAAAAAAAAUUUAAAAAAAAUUAUAAUUUAAUAGUGAUUCUUAUUAACAGCAGACUACUUGACGACCUGAUAGAAUC
This is a messenger RNA of Amyelois transitella, 4031 nucleotides long. RefSeq names its product ubiquitin-conjugating enzyme E2-22 kDa (gene Ubc4). Bases 34 to 714 code for a protein of 226 amino acids. Gene Ontology annotation, cellular component: nucleus. The record is from RefSeq and is a predicted model, not a curated record. Lineage: Eukaryota; Metazoa; Arthropoda; Insecta; Lepidoptera; Pyralidae. The transcript has 3 exons. Gene Ontology annotation, molecular function: ubiquitin conjugating enzyme activity; protein binding. Gene Ontology annotation, biological process: proteasome-mediated ubiquitin-dependent protein catabolic process; protein polyubiquitination.